AUGAACACGAUGACACGCAGUCUCACGGCGCUGUCCAUGGCCGCUUCCGCAAUGGCGCAGAAUAUGUCGUACGGAGCCGAAAACUUCUACCGCAGCAAUAACGUGACUAUUCAGCCGGUUAGCUUCCCGAGUCAGUAUCAGAUGACUGUAGCGGGUAACCUCUUCUUUCUCAAGGACCUCGAUUGCAGCGCUGGCUGUCCAGCCAUUGUCAUCGGUCACCCAAUGGGUGCCGUGAAAGAACAAAGCGCGAAUCUUUAUGCCACAAAGUUAGCCGAACAGGGGUUCGUCACGGUCUCAGUCGACCUUCCCUUCUGGGGCUCCAGCGAGGGUGAGCCGCGCAAUGGAGUGUCACCCGAUCUCUACUCUGAGGCGUUUAGCGCUGCAGUUGAUUAUCUCGGCACUCAGAGCUCCGUCGAUCGCGAGCGGAUUGGCGGCCUCGGUAUCUGUGGCAGCGGUUCUUUCAUAAUCAGCGCGGCAAAGCUCGACCCGCGCCUUAAGGCCAUCGCCACGUCGAGCAUGUACAAUAUGGGAGCAUUGUCCCGCCAUGGGCUACAAAAUUCUCAAAGCGUCGGCCAACUAAAGGAAAUAGUCGCAGAGGCGGCUCAACAGCGCUGGACUGAAGUCGAUAGUGGCGAUAUCCAGUACACGAGUGGCGUUCAAAAUCAUCUCACGACGAAUUCUACAGCGGUCCAGCGUGAAUUUUACGAUUAUUAUCGCACCAAGCGUGGCGAAUUCACGCCUGUUGGCUCUAUACCGGAGCUCACUACCCACCCCACACUCUCCACAUUCACCAAAUUUGUGAAUUUCUACCCGUUUAGCGGUAUCGAGACGAUCUCACCUCGACCAAUGCUGUUUAUUUCGGGCGACCAGGCACACUCCCGCGAAUUCAGUGAAGAUGCCUAUUCGCGUGCUAGCGAGCCGAAGGAGCUUUUCUGGGUGCCAGGUGCAGGCCACGUUGACCUCUAUGAUCGCACUGAGCUUAUUCCAUUCCAAAAGCUCACUGACUUCUUCCGCCAAGGUCUUCUUUGA
Molecule: messenger RNA, 1029 nt
Organism: Penicillium longicatenatum
Lineage: Eukaryota; Fungi; Ascomycota; Eurotiomycetes; Eurotiales; Aspergillaceae
Product: alpha/beta hydrolase
Exons: 1
Coding region: 1-1029 (342 amino acids)
Molecular function (GO): hydrolase activity
Source: RefSeq, a predicted model, not a curated record